Messenger RNA from Salvelinus fontinalis (brook trout), 5788 nucleotides. Its product is annotated as LIM domain-binding protein 2. Lineage: Eukaryota; Metazoa; Chordata; Actinopteri; Salmoniformes; Salmonidae. Gene Ontology annotation, molecular function: LIM domain binding. Bases 184 to 1356 code for a protein of 390 amino acids. The record is from RefSeq and is a predicted model, not a curated record. Gene Ontology annotation, cellular component: transcription regulator complex; nucleus. Gene Ontology annotation, biological process: nervous system development; negative regulation of transcription by RNA polymerase II; positive regulation of transcription by RNA polymerase II. The transcript has 9 exons.
UUCCUCCCCCUUCCCAUCCUCACCUCCCCGCUAUAGCAGCGAACUAGUCAGCCCAACGUGCAGAGUAGCUCAGCCUUGUAUAGCGGCUGGUACCACAGCGCUUUCAAGAGCAUCGCACUCCAUGUGCGUUGCGUGGAUGUUGAAAUUGCGCUGUGCAGCUUGUAACCGCGGCAAGAACUCAACAUGUCGAACCCUCCCAACGACCCGUUCUAUUCCUCCCCAUUCGGACCCUUCUACAGAAGGCACUCGCCCUACAUGGUCCAACCCGAGUAUAGGAUCUACGAGAUGAACAAACGACUACAAUCUCGUACAGAGGAGAGUGACAGUCUGUGGUGGGAUGCGUUUGCCACGGAGUUCUUUGAGGAGGACGCCACCCUGACCCUCUCCUUCUGCCUGGAGGAUGGACCAAAGAGAUACACUAUCGGACGAACACUCAUCCCGCGCUACUUCAGCACAGUGUUUGAGGGCGGAGUCACUGACCUGUACUACAUCCUCAAACACUCCAAGGAGUCUUUCCACAACUCCUGCAUCACUGUGGACUGUGAUCAGUGCACCAUGGUCACCCAGUAUGGGAAGCCAAUGUUUACAAAGGUAUGCACAGAGGGGCGACUGAUUCUUGAAUUUGCCUUUGACGACCUCAUGAGGAUCAAGACCUGGCACUUCACCAUCCGGCAAUACCGAGAACUCAUCCCCCGCAGCAUCCUGGCCAUGCACGCACAAGACCCCCAGGUUCUGGAACAGCUCUCCAAAAACAUCACCCGCAUGGGGCUGACCAACUUCACCCUCAACUACCUCAGGCUGUGUGUCAUCCUGGAGCCCAUGCAGGAGCUCAUGUCCAGGCACAAGACCUACAACCUCAGCCCUAGGGACUGUCUGAAGACAUGCCUGUUCCAGAAGUGGCAGAGAAUGGUGGCCCCGCCAGCUGGACAUCCACAGAAUUUCAAAACUGAAAUAUUCCCCACAAAUCACAAAAAAGGUCGUGCCAAAGCUGAGCCAACGAGACAGACGACGACGAAGAGGAGGAAAAGGAAGAACUCUGCCAGCAGUGCCAACAGCAGCGUGGGCAAUGCCAACAGUAAGAAGAGAAGCCCUGCCAGCAACUUCAGCCUUUCCAGUCAGGUACCUGACGUGAUGGUGGUUGGUGAGCCCACCCUGAUGGGCGGGGAGUUCGGGGACGAGGACGAGCGUCUGAUCACACGUCUGGAGAACACGCAGUACGACGCCACCAACGGAUUGGAUGGCGAGGAUGACUUCAACAGCUCGCCAGCGCUCGGCAACAACAGCCCGUGGGGCAGCAAGCCGCUCAACAACCAGGACAGCAAGGCCGAGAGCACAGCGCCGCAGUCGUCACAGUAGAACACACAGAGACCAAGGCCACCGAGAGCACAGUCAGUGCUCCAACCUUCAUAUGUCCGCUUAGCUGACAUUUAACUUCAAUGGUUGAAUGUUACUAUUUUGGACAUAUUCUAAUGAGACCAUGUUGCCCUCACAGUAAAACAAAGAGGGAAAAUAAUUAUUAAAAAACUGUACCUAUUUGGCACAUUAGGGCGGCGCCCUCUAAAACCUCAUAUUGUACUGAAUUGAACCCUGUUGGCAAUUCUUUUCACGUCGUGGUCAACGGUGUCACUGUCACUCAUCAUGAUCGAUCAUCUCCACCAAAUAUCAGAACAAUUGUUCUCCGACUUCACUGUAACAUCGAGGAGAGAGACAGAGAACUGACUAACAUUGCACAGCAAUAUCCAUACGAAUAACACUGCUUUUUCACCUAAAUACAUACUGGUUGUAUGCAUUGCAAUGAUGACGUAAACAAUACUGGGUUUUCUUUUUUCAAUUUUUCCUAGAAUUCCUCUGUUUGGAUUUGGUGGGAAUUCACAGUGUUAGGAGAGUUGGGAUAGCUCUGGGAAUGACACAAUGCAGGUGUUCAUAAGAAUUGUCCUUCAUGGACACCUUCUCAGUCCUUGAGCUUUAACUGUAGUGCGAUUCUGUGGUUGUUGCCCUUUUGACCUUUGAUUUGCAGGUUGCAACACCUCUGGGACAGUUGACAGGGGAAGUCAAAACAAAACAUCAAAAACAAAAUGGCUCCUUUAAGGACAUCAGCCUCAAUCAGAACUAACCGGCAAGGUUUAUACUCAGCCCAUAUAGAGCCACCAAACUGCAUCCGCGAUGGCUGAGACGUCGCCAUCUUGAGCUUUUGCCUUUUUAUUGGAAAUUCAUUUGGCUGUUGGUUUGUUUACAUUGUUGUUUUUUGUUGGAUUUUCAAUGAAAAGGAAAGUGACUCUGUUUCACCUUUAAGGACAGCUUCAAAUGGGGAGACACGUGUUCCAUGAUUGCUUUUCCAGAAUUACUGCAUCAGCACCAAUUGUUAUUUCAUGCAAACCUGUUUGAUUGUGUUUGUAGUCUAUUGGUGUUCUUUUGCUUCUCCCCAAAAUACUUUACAAUCAUGUUUGUACUUUGCCAAUCAGUAGGCCUUUCACAUUUGGAAUUUGUUCUUUCCCUUUAAUGACCUACUCCCAAACUGAUGUUUAAAGAUUUUUCCUGCAUGAUUUAAUUUUGUUUGUUUGAUAUACAGUACCAGUCAAACGUUUGGACACACCUACUCAUUCAAGGGUUUUUCUUUAUUUUUUACUAUUUCUACAUUGUAUAGUGAAUAUAUCAAAACUAUGAAAUAACACAUAUGGAAUCAUGUAGUAACCAAAAAGUGUUAAACAAAUCAAAAUAUAUUUUAUAUUUGAGAUUCUUCAAAGUAGCCCCCCUUUGCCUUGAUGACAGCUUUGCACAGUCUUGAUAUUCUCUCAACCAGCUUCAUGAGAUAGUCACCUGGAAUGCAUUUCAAUUAACAGGUGUGCCUUGUUAAAAGUUUUUAAAAAAUGAAUUUCUUUCCUUCGUAAUGCGUUUGAGCAAAUCAGUUGUGUUGUGACAAGGUAAGGGUGGUAGACAGAAGAUAGCCAUACUUGGUAAAAGACCGAAUACAUAUUAUGGGAUGAACAGCUCAAAUAAGCAAAGAGAAAUGACAGGCCAUUAUUGCUUUAAGACAUGAAGGUCAGUCAAUACGGACAAUUUCAAGAACUUUGAAAGUUUCUUCAAGUGCAGUCACAAAAACAAUCAAGCACUAUGAUGAAACUGGCUCUCAUGAUGACCGCCACAGGAAAGGAAGACCCAGAGUUACCUCUGCUGCAGAGGGUAAGUUCAUUAGCGUUACCAGCCUCAGAAAUUGCUGGCCAAAUAAAUGCUUCACAGAGCUCAAGUAACAGACACAUCUCAAAAUCAACUGUUCAGAGGAGGCUGCGUGAAUCAGGCCAUGGUCGAAUUGCUGCAAAGAACCCACUACUAAAGGACACCAAUAAGAAGAAGAGACUUGCUUGGGCAAAGAAACACGAGUAAUGGACAUUGGACCAGUCGAAAUCUGUCCUUUGGUCUGAUGAGUCCAAAUUUUUGAUUUUAGGUUCCAACCGCUGUGUCUUUGUGAGACGCAGAUUAGAACGGAUGGCUAUUUGACCAAGAAGGAGAGUGAUGGAGAGCGGCGUCAGAUGACCUGGCUUCCACAAUCACCCCACCUCAACCCAAUUGAGAUGGUUUGGGAUGAGUUGGACCACAGAGUAAAUGAAAAGCAGCCAACAAGUGCUCAGAAUAUGUGGGAACUCCUUCAAGACUGUUGGAAAAGCGUUCCAGGUGAAGCUGGUUGAGAGAAUACCAAGAGUGUGCAAAGCCGUCAAGGCAAAGGGUUGGCUAUUUGAAAAAUGUAAAAUCUAUUUUGAUUUUUUUAACACUUUUUUCGUUACUACAUGAUUCCAUAUGUGUUAUUUAAUAGUUUUGACGUCUUCGCUAUUAUUCUACAAUGUAGAAAAUAGUAAAAAUAAAGAUAAUCCUUGAAUGAGUAGGUGUGUUCAAACUUUUGACUGGUACUGUACUGUACUGUACAAUACAGGGAGGCAGGUAGCCUAUUGGUUAGAGCGUUGGGCCAGUAAUCGAAAGGUUUCUGAAUCGAAUCCUGGAGCUGACAAGUUAAAAAUUGGUUGUUCUGCCCCUGAACAAGGCAGUUAACCCACUGUUCCCUGGUAGGCCGUCAUUGUAAAUAAGAAUUUGUUCUUAACUGACUUGCCUAGUUCAAUAAAGGAUAAAUAAAUAAAUACAGUAUAUUAUGUACCUUUUUGUGACACAGCCAUUUUAUUCAUCAGUGUGGGAACACUGUUACAAGGUUUCUAGCUCUGUAACAUAGAGAAUGAUAGAGACCGUUUUACCAGGAGCAACGCCAUUGAGGCUUUCCAGCUUCCAUCAUUUUAAAGUAGUCAAAGUAGUCAACUAGGUAGGGAUUUCUAUGGGUUGUAGCCUCAAUGGGUUGCUCAUGCUGUCACAGAUUCUAUAAUGUCACAGAUAUAAGGAUGAGUCCUCUAACUAGCUCUGUACUCUGUAAAUUGAAGUGUGAACUACAAUUUUAUCCAUUUAAGAUUAGCCACCAUUCUCAAACCAUUUUGUACUAUACAUGGCAGCUGUUUCGACAAGCUUUUUUAUUUUAUGAGUUUCAAAUUUCUAUAGGGCAUUUUGGAUUCUGGUUGUCUGUCUGUCUGUCCGACCGAUUUCUGCUGCUAUAAGCAGCACAUUUAUUGUUUUGUUUAUAUUCAGUCAUUUAAUUAAGGCAGAAAUUAUAUCUUAAACAACAUUUUAGUCUCAUUGGAGUGAUAUUAAAGAUAUACUGAACAAAAAUAUAACAACAGCAUGUGAAGUGUUGUUCCCAUGUUUCAGAAAUUUUCCAUAUGCACAAAAAGCUUAUUUCUCUCCAAUUUUGUCCACAAAUUUGUUUACAACCUUAUUAGUGAGCAUUUCUCCUUUGCAAAGAUAAUACAUCCACCUGACAGGUGUGGCAUUUCAAGAAGCUGAUUAAACAGCAUGAUCAUUACACAGGUGCACCUUGUGUUGGAGAAAAUGAAGGCCACAAAAAUGUGUCACACAACCCAAUGCCACAGAUGUCUCAGGUUUUGAGGGAGUGUGCAAUUGGCAUGCUGACUGCAGGAAUGUCCACCAGAGCUGUUGCCAGAGAAUUGAAUGUUCAUUUCCGAACGUCCAACCGUCCUCACAACCGCAGACCACGUGUAACCACGCCAGCCCAGGACCUUCACAUUCGGCUUCUUCACCUGCGGGAUCAUCUGAGACCAGCCACCCAGACAGCUGAUGAAACUGAGGAGUAUUUCUGUCUGUAAUAAAGCCCUUUUUGGGGGGAAAACUCAUUCGGAUUGGAUGGACCUGGCUCCCCAGUGGGUGGGCCUAUGCCUCCCAGGCCCACGCAUGGCUGUGCCCCUGCCUAGUCAUGUGAAAUCUAUAGAUUAGGGUCUAAUUAAUUUAUUUCAAAAAUACUGAUUUACUUAUAUGAUCUGUAACUUAGUAAAAUCGUUGAAAUGGUUGCAUGUUGCAUAGAUUUUUUCGUUCAGUAUACAUCAUUUGCAAAUUAUUGAGCAAAAACCAGCAUACUCAAGGCCCUACAGAAAUGCAGUUUUAAAACCCCUGCUUUAGUGUUACCAGUUGUUCUUUGACUAUGAUUCCCCCCUGAUCUCCUCUAGUCUACUCUUCUGUUAGAUUUUGUUUCUUAAAGGCAAGAAGACAAUGUUUGAAUCUUUUGUGUAUUUAUUUGUGCAUUUGUAAGGAAGCUAACACAUUUCGGGAAUAGGUUUGAACCUGGUAUUAUUAGAACUCUGCACAAUUUGUACAUUAUAUCGCAGAGAUGUUUUGUGUCAUAUCUGAUGUCUGGUAUGUAUGCUUUGCCAUUAUGUGUGCCAAUAAACCGUGCUUAAAGAUU